Molecule: messenger RNA, 1900 nt
Organism: Hemicordylus capensis (graceful crag lizard)
Lineage: Eukaryota; Metazoa; Chordata; Lepidosauria; Squamata; Cordylidae
Gene: PMPCB
Product: peptidase, mitochondrial processing subunit beta
Exons: 13
Coding region: 159-1595 (478 amino acids)
Cellular component (GO): mitochondrion
Molecular function (GO): metalloendopeptidase activity; metal ion binding
Source: RefSeq, a predicted model, not a curated record
GAGACUGGAGGGGGGCGGGGAGCUGCGCAACGCAGAAUAGUGACCAGGCUGGCUCUAAGCCUAAUGGGUGCCGGUACUUUUGGUACCGGUGAAUAAUACUCGCACCCAGUUGCCUUUACCGACCCUAAGUGUCAAUUCGUCACAUCGCAUGCUGGGAUAUGUGUGGGCAACAAAGCCGUGCUGCAAUAGUAGUGGGCGGGCGUGGCUUUCUCCUAUUGCGUCCGUCUAUACAUCUCGGAAGAAGCAGAUUCAGAUCUACCAAUGUAGCACCCCAAAUUGUCCUAAAUGUUCCUGAGACAAAGGUAACUUCUCUGGAAAAUGGCCUGAGAGUAGCUUCUGAAGAUUCUGGACUUUCAACAUGCACAGUGGGACUCUGGAUUGAUGCUGGAAGCAGAUAUGAAAAUGAGAAAAACAAUGGAACAGCUCACUUCCUGGAGCAUAUGGCUUUUAAGGGAACUAAAAAGAGGUCCCAGCUGGAUCUUGAGCUCGAGAUUGAAAACAUGGGAGCUCACCUUAAUGCUUAUACAUCAAGAGAACAAACUGUGUAUUAUGCAAAAGCUUUCUCGAAAGAUUUGCCAAGAGCUGUGGAGAUCCUUGCUGACAUCAUACAGAAUAGCACACUAGGAGAGGCAGAAAUUGAGCGGGAACGAGGAGUGAUUCUCCGAGAAAUGCAAGAAGUCGAAACUAAUUUACAGGAAGUUGUCUUUGAUUAUCUGCAUGCCACAGCUUAUCAAAAUACAGCCUUGGGACGAACUAUUUUAGGACCCACAGAAAAUAUCAAGUCCAUAAAUCGGAAUGAUUUGGUGGAGUAUAUUACGACACAUUAUAAAGGACCCAGAAUGGUACUUGCUGCUGCUGGAGGAGUUGCUCAUGAGGAACUGCUUGAUUUAGCAAAGUAUCAUUUUGGUAACUUACCAUCUACUCUGAAAGGAGGAGCACCCGCCCUGCCCCCUUGCCGGUUUACAGGCAGUGAAAUUAGGGUUCGAGAUGAUAAGAUGCCUUUGGCACAUAUUGCGAUAGCUGUUGAAGCAGCUGGCUGGUGUCACCCAGACACAAUUCCUCUCAUGGUGGCAAAUACUCUGAUAGGCAACUGGGAUCGUUCCUUUGGAGGUGGUGUGAAUCUGUCCAGUAAGCUUGCACAAGUUGCGUGUCAUGGCAACCUCUGUCAUAGUUUCCAGUCAUUCAACACUUGUUACACAGAUACUGGACUGUGGGGUGUCUAUAUGGUUUGUGAGGCAGCCACCAUAGAAGACAUGAUGCACUUUAUUCAGAGAGAAUGGAUAAGACUGUGCACCAGUGUUACUGAAAGUGAGGUAGCCCGUGCUAAGAAUCUUCUAAAAACCAAUAUGCUGUUACAGCUCGAUGGUUCCACUCCCAUUUGUGAAGACAUUGGACGGCAAAUGUUGUGUUACAAUCGUCGAAUCCCAAUUCCUGAAUUGGAAGCAAGAAUUGAAGCAAUUGAUGCUCAAACUAUCAGAGAUGUUUGCACAAAAUAUAUCUAUGAUAAGUGCCCUGCCAUCGCUGCUGUGGGACCACUUGAGCAACUCCCUGACUACAACAGACUCCGGAGUGGCAUGUACUGGCUUCGUGUUUGACACUUACUGAAAAACUUUCCUAGAAAUAAGCAAUGUGAGAUUCAAAAGGACAUCCCCAUAAAACAUUCAACUCGCAAACUGACACUCCCCUUGAAAUAAAACCAAGGAUUGAUCUACAACAUACUAAGUAUGUAGUCUCUCAGUGGAAGGAGAGAAAUCUCUAAAAAUGUACACAUUUGUGGGACACUUCAGUUCACAUAGUUGACACAGCUAAAUUCUUCAAACUAGACUUGAGUCCAUGAUGAACUGCAGCCAGGAAGAAGCUGUACAAUUGUCUGAAGAAUUAAAAAAAAGCCUGUUCUGUA